Messenger RNA from Acanthoscelides obtectus, 789 nucleotides. The record is from the annotation of a GenBank genome assembly. NCBI's taxonomy places the organism in Eukaryota, Metazoa, Arthropoda, Insecta, Coleoptera, Chrysomelidae.
UACUUCUAACUAUGCUGAAGGACAAGUUGUUAAGUUUUCAGAUAUCUUUAUUUAACGAUAAACACCAAUUGUCUUUUGCUGGAAUCUUUUAAACUUCAAAAUGUAUCAUCCUGUUUUAACUCAUCAACUCGCCACCAGAUGACGAUUAGUCGAUUAAAGUGAGCACAUCUCUAUACCUACCUCGGCAACAUCUCUAGCUCGGGUAUCUGUCAAUGCCAUUUGUCAUGUGUGUCAGUGUGUUUUGACGCGUAGGACAUAGCGUACACAGAAAAAGUACUUUCCUACGUAUGAUUUUGCAUAAUUUUCCAGUAGUUUGCCGUGGAAAACAGAAGUAAAUUGGCCGUUGUUAACAUUAGAAAAAAGUGUAAAAUUUGCAACUGUCUGCUGAAAGGGCUGGUGUAUACCAGAGCCAACAUGAGGCGAAGCUAGCUAGACGGGGCUUGGCUGAGACGAGCUUCAGAUCGACGGACAGCUACCCAGAAAACGUUUGAUAACAGAAUUUCUUUUUUAAUAAAAACAUUUUUAUAGUCCGCCCAUUGUAUACUGUAAGAACGUUGGCAAAACGCUCUUAUAACAGCUAUACAAGCGGAACGAGCACACCUAAUAGGACACUUCAGGUUGUAUAAGGGCUGCAGGUAACAGUUAUACAACAAAGGUGUAAACCUCUUGCAGCCGCUAUAGAACAUUUGCGUCAGUGCAAGAUUCAGUUUUUGUCAACUAUACAACUAUUAAGUUACAUGAUUCUACUUUAUUGCAACCAAACUAUUUCUUAUAUAUUGUAUAGGCGAA